AAACCUUUAGAGCAUCACAGGACACUAAAACUCUCAGCUGAAAACAGACUAAUGCCAUCUCUAAAGGGUUUGCUGCUCUUUGUCACUUCACUCCAGUGUUGGAGAAACUCUGACUUUGUUUUGCUUAACAGAAGGAACAUUCUGCCACAGAUGAACGACGCCUACCUGAGGAGCUGUCAUAGAGGAAACGACUCGCUGUGUCCCAUUUUCAAACUGGGAGACAUCAUUCGAGAGGCUGGAGAAAAGUUCUCUGUAAUUGCAGUAGAGGGAGGAGUCAUCGGCAUCCUGAUCAAAUGGGACUGCAACCUGGACCGGCUCAUGCAUCGCUGCCUGCCCAAAUACUCCUUCAGACGGCUGGAUGAGAAAGAGAGCAACAAGACGCUCUACCCCGGUCUUAACUUCAGGUAUGCAAAGUACAACACAGUAAAUGGAGUGGAGGUUCGAACGCUGUACAAAGCAUUCGGGAUCAGGUUUGAUGUCAUGGUGUCGGACAG
Micropterus salmoides (largemouth bass) is the source of this 494-nucleotide messenger RNA. RefSeq names its product P2X purinoceptor 7-like. Gene Ontology annotation, biological process: monoatomic cation transmembrane transport; response to ATP. Gene Ontology annotation, molecular function: extracellularly ATP-gated monoatomic cation channel activity; purinergic nucleotide receptor activity. Gene Ontology annotation, cellular component: plasma membrane; nuclear inner membrane. The record is from RefSeq and is a predicted model, not a curated record. Lineage: Eukaryota; Metazoa; Chordata; Actinopteri; Centrarchiformes; Centrarchidae. The transcript is spliced from 3 exons. The annotation marks the transcript as partial.